This is a messenger RNA of Zootermopsis nevadensis, 4519 nucleotides long. NCBI's taxonomy places the organism in Eukaryota, Metazoa, Arthropoda, Insecta, Blattodea, Termopsidae. The record is from RefSeq and is a predicted model, not a curated record.
CAAUAUAAAUUAUUUUAUUAUUUUCAAAUUAAUAUAAUUUUUAAGUGUGACAGACUUUAUUUUAUUAAUUUGUGCUUUUCAUUUAUUUGGAAAGAUGAUUGUGAUUGUGUAAGCUUCAGAUCAUACAGGUUGUGAUUGUGAUUAUAUAUAUCACCUAAAUAUAAAGAUUCUUGGUUUCCUUACUGUAGUUUGAGAUGUUUUAUAAAGGGAAUUAUAAAAUUUGUUUAGUGUUUUAAUAGCAUUCUCAGUAUUAUAUUUUGUGUAGCAGUCACAUAAAAUAAGCAUUCCAUAGUGGGAAGAGUAACUCUGCUUGAAAGAGUAAGGAAUUCUGAAGAAAGUUUCCUGGGCUCUGAGUUCCCUACAGAAAUUCUAUUCAGAAUGCGGAUAAUAAAAUAAGAGCAACAGCAAACCAAAACAUCAAUGUAGAGUAUGAACAGUAGGAAAGUUUGAAAUCACAGCUUGACUUGAACAUUCACCUUGUAAAUAUCUUCAAGUUCCUUACAGAAGAAAUGAGAGCAUCAAAAGGGACAAAGAACUAUUACAGAAUUGUUAAAAUUACAGCCUUACUAAACCACAGUUUUGCAUUCUUUGAAUCCAUGUGAUCCAGCAUGAAGAAUGAAGUUUCAUUCCCAUACAGAACAACAGCAAACUUUCAGCACUACAUGAUAUAUAAACAAUUCAGUAGAAAUAAUGCAGUUUAAGUGACAGUUAUUAUAGAAUUUCUUCCUAUUACCUUUGCAUUAUAUUCAUGUGAGUACAGUUGUUCAUUAGACUGCAUAAUGUAAAGGAUACUACAUAUAGUGCAUAUGGGAAAAGAUAUUAAUUGCAUAAUAAUAAAUAAUAAUCAUUCCCUGCCCCACCCAGGAACACAAGGAUUCUGGGAGACCAAAAAUCCUUUACUUCGUUUUGAUGGUAACAUCUUUGUAUGCAUAAGAUGCUCAUAAUGUAUCUUCUUUCAAGUAAGCAUGUUCUUUGUAGGCCAAGUGUAUGUAUUUUGUAUACUGUACAUCAUAAUGAAUCUUGUUAAGGAAUUUUGAGUUAAGGGACCCAUUGAGCAGCCAUGCAGCAGAUCAUAAUGAAGUCAAAACAUUCUAGAAAAAUAAAAAUUAAUCAUUCAUCAUAUUUACACGAAAACUAUCUAACCCAAUUGAAACAACAUGCAAGAAUAAUAAAAAAGCAGGACAUGGCUUAAUUAUCCAAGCCCAAGGAAAAACGACAAACUACCCUAAUAAUGCAAGAGAACAACAUAGGGGCUUUGGUAAUUACAGUAUAGUGAAUGUUUCUGAUCAUCAUCAGGAUUUCUUUUGUUAUGUAACAGCAAUGUCAUCUUUAUAAAAUUCAUCCACACCAGGUAACCAAGAACUCUCUAUACGUAGUUUUUGAGGACAAGGUGUACAGUAAACAUGGAAGAGGCAGGUUUGAUGAAUCAUAGUGUUAAUAUUUAUCAGAAAAAUAUAGAAAUACCUUCACACAUUCAGAACACUUUUCUCAAUGAAACCACUCAGAGAAGUGUUGCCACUAGUACAGACUAUAUAAGAGAUAUGCAUUAUGGUGAAGUGAGUGAAGCUAUAGGGAUGGUAUUAGGGUUUGAUGAAAUUUCAUCAUAUAAAUUACAUAAGUUAAAGAAUGCGAAAAAAAAUUCUCCAAAGAUUACAGUUGAUUGUACAAUAUGCAAGGAAUCUUUUAGUAGAAAACUUGAAUUGGACAUACAUUUAAUGUCUCAUAAUGAGGAAUUGUAUAAAUGUCCUGUUUGCCAGAAGUCAUUUCCCAAUGUUAAUUUAAUGCAAAGGCAUGUGGCAUUUCAUACAGGGAGCGAAUUGCAUCAGUGUCCAGUGUGUAUGAAGUGUUUCACUCGGAAAGGUCUCUUAAACCGCCAUGUGACAGUACAUACUGUUGAGAGACCCCACCAUUGUGUGGUGUGCAAGAAGUCAUUCAAGAAAAAAGGUGACCUUCAUAUCCACAUUAAGAAUUGUCAUUCUUCUACUACUCGCCAUGAAUGCACAGUGUGUCAGAAGACUUUUUCUCGACGAGACACCCUGCUUCUUCACAUGAGGUUGCAUUCAAAUGACAAACUGUUUCAGUGUCCUGUUUGUUUGAAGUGUUUCCCUCAAAAAUUCCAUUUGAAUCGGCAUGUGACUGUACAUUCCCAGGAGAGACCAUAUCCAUGUUAUGUAUGCAGCAAAUCAUUUAAGAGCAUUUCUGAGCUGAAUAUUCAUACUGAAAUUCACUACAGUGACAAACGUCACAAGUGUCCACUGUGUGACAAAUUGUUUUCAAGGCAGGACAGUAUGCGCCUUCAUAUGAAAUUACACACAGGGGACAACUUAUAUAAAUGUCCCAUCUGUUUAAAGUGUUUCACACAGAAGUUCCAUUUAAAUAGACACAGUCUUGUACAUUCAGAUGAGAAGCCACAUAGGUGCCCCACAUGUAAUAAAAUGUUUAAAUGUCAACAGAACCUUGAGAUUCACUGCAAGACCCAUAUUAAAGAAAAACAACAUGAAUGUGUUAUGUGCAAUAAAACCUUUGCUAGAAGGGACACAAUGUUAGUACAUACAAGACUUCAUACAAGGGAUAAAUUACAUAAAUGUUCAAUAUGCUUUAAGUACUUUCCCUUGAAGAGUCAUCUGGCAAGGCAUUCAAAGAUUCAUACUGGGAUUCAACGUCACCACUGCCCUAUUUGUAAUAAGGGUUUCAGAAGCAAGUACUACCUCUCACAGCAUACCAGGUUACACACUGACAACCAGCCAUAUGAGUGUUCUGUGUGCAAGAAGACAUUUAGUAUCAAACAGCAUCUUCAAGGCCAUGAAAGAAAUUAUCACAGGGAAAAAUCAUCUACCCUCUCAGAAAAUCAAACUAUGCUUCAUGUCCAGAAUUCAUCUGUACCUCUUAUACAAAAUUCAUCUGUACCUAUUGAAGAUAAGUCAGCUGUGCUUUAUGUAGAUAAGUCAGCCAUAUGUCAUAUAGAAAAGUCUGUUAUCCCAUGUCCAAAGAAGGGAGCUGUUUCAUAUCCAGAUAAAUUGGCUGCAUCAUAUCCAGAGAAGUCAGCUAUCCCAUAUCUAGAGAAAUCAGAUGUCUCCUACACAGAUAAAUCUGCUGUUCCAUAUGCAGACAAGGUGGGUAUUUCCUAUACAGAGAAGUUAGCAGUCCCUCUGACUGCUUUAUCUGUAAUGGACAAGUCAGCAGACAGUUUGGUGGAGAAGUCAGCUGCGUCUUAUACACAAAAGUCAGUUGUUCCUAUGGUAGAAAAUCCUGCUCUUUCUUUUAUAGGGAAGUCAGCUAUGCCUUUCCACAAACCACCAGCUGCACAUAUAGCAGUUUUACACCCAUCUGGAAUUUGAUUUGAUCUCAACUCAUACGCUAAUAAUGGAGUUUAGAGUUCAUUGUGUCUUGUGAAGUAGUCAUUUAUGUAUCCAAAUAUUACAUAAUGCCUAAUAGUUGAAUACUUCAAUAUAUUAAACAAACCAUCAAGAGAUAGCAAAGACUGAUUUGGAAUAUUUUGUAUUAUUGUAAUAUUGGUUUAUAAAGAGGCCCAAGGAAGUUAAUAAUAGCCCCCACUUUGUUAUUAGCUAAUUAUAUUAAUGGAGCAAAAUGAUUGUUGAAAAGCUGAUUAUCACCCAUUUGGUGAACAAAUUCUUCACCUUCUAUGAAGAUUCAUUAUCAUGUUCCCUUUCCUGAGCCAGAUGAAUCUGAUUAACAUGAUCUCACCCUGUUUCCUCAAGGCACUUUUUUCAAUAUUUUUCUUUCAUCGGUGUCUAGGUCUUCCAAGUGGUCUCUUUCCGCCAGGCUUUCCAACCAAACUUUUGUAUGUGUUUCUCAUCUCUCUCACAUGCAUGCUAUGUGCCCCACUAAUCUCAUUCUUCUUGAUUUGAUCAUUAUAAUAUCUGGUGAAGAGUACAAACUAUGGACUUUCUCAUUAUGCAAUUUUCUGCAGCCUCCUCCAUCUUCAUAUGUUCAUAUAUUCUCUCCACCACCUUUUUUUCAGACACCCUUAAUUUGUGCUCUUCCCUUAAUGUGAGUGACCAAGUUUUACACCCAGGCUGGAUCAUUGUUUUGCAUAAUUUAAUAUUUAUGUUUUUAGAAUGCAGAAAGACAUCUUCUGCUUGUGUUGUAUUGUGGACAGAAUAACAAAGUAUAUUAAAUUCUGAGUUACUGUGUAGGACGUAAUGAAUUAGAACAUAUUUAUAUGUUUUGUGGAGUUUAUAUUUGUACAGACAUAUUUUGAUAGCAUUUUAUAAACAAGCAAAGAAUUUGUUGACUAGCUGGGUGACUAAUAGCUUCUCAAGGAAGACACUUCCAUGUAGGUAGUUAAUUUUAUUAUUAUCUCAAUUGUUUAAUUUACAAUCACUUUGUAAACCGCACAACAUAUAUUACAUUAAAUACAUGAACUGACACAAAGUAGACAAAGUAGUGUUAUUAAAUAACCCAGUUAUUCAGUCAAUCUAUAUACUGAAAAAUAAUUGGGAAUAACAAAUUGUAUAUGGCACUAAUAAGGGCCGGGAUAGCUCAUUCAGUAUAGUGA